AGUGCAUCUCUAUUUAGCACUCCUCUCACUGUCUCAUAUUUAACUAGUGUUUCCACUGGAUUGCAGAAGUUUUGAAGGCAGAGCAGGAUUACAUUUUUCUCCUCUUUAAAAAAAAAAGAAAAGAAAAGAAAAAAAAACCUACAGUGCUUUCACAGAGCCUCAAAAGAACUCGAAAUACUUGCUGGCAUUGUACUGAAUAUUCUCAACCUUUUCCCCCUACCCAGAUACAUCCACAACAAUAAAAUUGUAGCAAGGUAGAGAAAAGUCAGUAGAUGUUUAUAAUGAAAGCAUAGAAAACAAAUCAGAUUAAAGCACUAUUAAUAGCAGACAAGAAUCGUGGGCUAUCCUAUUGCUAAUAACAAUAAUAGUAACAUAUAACUGUGAACCUUCAUUAUACACUAAGCAUUUCCUAUACAUUCCUUCACUUAUCCUCGUCUAUGUGGCAGAUGUUCCAUUAUCCCCACUUUACACAUGAAGACACCGAGGCUGGGAGAGAUUAAGUAGUUUCUCCAAAGUCACCUGCCAGAGAGGAAGGAGCUGGGACUCUAAUUUUGCUUUCUCUGACUUCACACCAUCCCAUUUUUCCAGAAUCAAGAAAACGUGAGCACUCAGGAAUAUUUUCACAUUUUAAACUUUAUUCAAAAAGCAGCACAUAAGAUAUAUCUUAGCACUAAUUCCAUGCAAUCACCAAAUUUUCCUAAACACCAGUAGUAGUAGUAAUUUCUUAGAGUCGCUGUAAGCUCCUUAACUGUCUUCUGAAUUAAUAAGAAAAAUUAAAUUAUGUUUUCUAGACUUUGCAUUAGUAUAUUUCAUUGCUUUCCAAGUUUUCAAAAAUUGGUGAUCUGAGUAGAGUGAAUUCACCUUGUCUAAGCCACUUAGGGGCUUAGAGACUCUGUUAUAUUAGAAAUCUUCACCUUAGAAUUCUACCUAUUACAUUAUACAAUUAAACAAACUACUUUUUUCUCAUGCAUUGUACCAAUCAGCCCCUUAACUGAAAAAAGAUGACCCUUGGAAGCUUAGAAGAGAAUUGACAACGAAUACAUCUUUUGCCAGGUCUUUGGGCUGGGAUACAAAACAUCACGUUAUCUAUGAAUAUAUUGUGGUCCCUCAGUGAAAGCUGUCACCAAAUAUUGCAAUAAAACUAAGAAAACUUUUGAAGCGGAAUGCAUAUUUCUGCCCAGAAAAUGCUGGAUGCAGAACAACUAGUUCACUGCAGACAACUGUUUGCUUUAAAAUGUAAGCAACAUGCCCAGCUCAGGACUGAAGUGGCCAGAGUGCCUACUUUAUCAGAAUGGCAUAGCAGUCCAACAAUUUAGCCUGGAGAGAACAGAGGUGGAGAACAAAGAAGAGAAGUGAAAAAAACAAACCAGCCCUUCUGUUCUACAUGACCUUCUUUCCCGUUUUGCCAAUCUGAUUUCACACAUAGUGACUCAUGGUGAAACAGAGAAAAUAUGGGAAUUGCAUUCAGAUGUGUAGAGGUUAGUAAGACUUAGUUUUCAAAAGCAGCUCAUUCUCCAUUAACAUUGUAGUCGCCUUCCAUUUCAUUUCACUUAGAUCGGCAUCUGCACAGCUGCCAAAAUUUUUCUGUAAGUCAGAGAACACACUCCUAGGUAAACCUUCAAAAAAGGUAUUUCAAAGGAGGCAGCUUCUCUGCUGCUAGCGAAGGCAUAGCCACCUCCCUUCAGACAGGGGAUUUCCGCUAGUUGCUUUCUGUCAUUUCAUCUCUAUUCUGCACUCAGUCCCUUGUUCUGUCUGGAGGUUCCUGUUUUCCUGUACCCAACCAAGAGCCAAUGAAGAAGUAAAGAGGAGCAAACACGCCCGCCCACUCCCAAUUUCCUUUGCUCUGCUGUCUGCCAACCGCAAAGCCGACCGAGACGGAGCCGCUGUCAACUCUUCAACUCAGCUCAGCUGAUCGGUUGCCGCCGCCGCCGCCGCCAGAUUCUGGAGGCGAAGAACGCAAAGCUGAGAACAUGGACGUUAAUAUCGCCCCACUCCGCGCCUGGGACGAUUUCUUCCCGGGUUCCGAUCGCUUUGCCCGGCCGGACUUCAGGGACAUUUCCAAAUGGAACAACCGCGUGGUGAGCAACCUGCUCUAUUACCAGACCAACUACCUGGUGGUGGCUGCCAUGAUGAUUUCCAUUGUGGGGUUUCUGAGUCCCUUCAACAUGAUCCUGGGAGGAAUCGUGGUGGUGCUGGUGUUCACAGGGUUUGUGUGGGCAGCCCACAAUAAAGACGUCCUUCGCCGGAUGAAGAAGCGCUACCCCACGACGUUCGUUAUGGUGGUCAUGUUGGCGAGCUACUUCCUUAUAUCCAUGUUUGGAGGAGUCAUGGUCUUUGUGUUUGGCAUUACUUUUCCUUUGCUGUUGAUGUUUAUCCAUGCAUCGUUGAGACUUCGGAACCUCAAGAACAAACUGGAGAAUAAAAUGGAAGGAAUAGGUUUGAAGAGGACACCGAUGGGCAUUGUCCUGGAUGCCCUAGAACAGCAGGAAGAAGGCAUCAACAGACUCACUGACUAUAUCAGCAAAGUGAAGGAAUAAACGUAACUUACCUGAGAUAGGGUUGCAGCAGAAAUUGAGUUGCAGUUUGCCCUUGUCCAGACCUACUUUCUGCUUGCGUUUUUGAAAUAGGAGGUGCACGUACCACCCAAUUAUCUAUGGCAGCAUGCAUGUAUAGGCCGAACUAUUAUCAGCUCUGAUGUUUCAGAGAGAAGACCUCAGAAACCGAAAGAAAACCACCACCCUCCUAUUGUGUCUGAAGUUUCACGUGUGUUUAUGAAAUCUAAUGGGAAAUGGAUCACACGAUUUCGUUAAGGGAAUAAAAAAAAUAAAAGAAUUACGGCUUUUACAGCAACAAUACGAUUCUCUUAUAGGAAAAAAAAAUCAUUGUAAAGCAUCAAGACAAUACGAGUAAAUGAAAAGGCUGUUAAAGUAGAUGACAUCAUGUGUUAGCCUGUUCCUAAUCCCCUAGAAUUGUAAUGUGUGGGAUAUAAAUUAGUUUUUAUUAUUCUCUUAAAAAUCAAAGAUGAUCUCUAUCACUUUGCCACCUGUUUGAUGUGCAGUGGAAGCUGGUUAAGCCAGUUGUUCAUACUUCGUUUACAAAUAUAAAGAUAGCUGUUUAGGAUAUUUUGUUACAUUUUUGUAAAUUUUUGAAAUGCUAGUAAUGUGUUUUCACCAGCAGGUAUUUGUUGCAAACUUAAUGUCAUUUUCCUUAAGAUGGUUACAGCUAUGUAACCUGUAUUAUUCUGGACGGACUUAUUAAAAAACAAACAGACAAAAAUAAAACUUGAGUUCUAUUUACCUUGCACAUUUUUUGUUGUUACAGUGAAAAAAAUGGUCCAAGAAAAUGUUUGCCAUUUUUGCAUUGUUUAGUUUUUAACUGGAACAUUUAGAAAGAAGGAAAUGAAUGUGCAUUUUAUUAAUUCCUUAGGGGCACAAGGAGGACAAUAAUAGCUGAUCUUUUGAAAUUUGAAAAACAUCUUUAGAUGACCAAGCAAAAAGACUUUAAAAAAUGGUAAUGAAAAUGGAAUGCAGCUGCUGCAGCUAAUAAAAAAUUUUAGAUAGCAAUUGUUACAACCAUAUGCCUUUAUAGCUAGACAUUAGAAUUAUGAUAGCAUGAGUUUAUACAUUCUAUUAUUUUUCCUCCCUUUCUCAUGUUUUUAUAAAUAAGUGAUAAAAAAAUGUUUUGCCUGCCAAUUGAAUGAUUUCAUAGCUGAAGUAGAAACAUUUAGGUUUCUGUAGCAUUAAAUUGUGAAGACAACUGGAGUGGUACUUACUGAAGAAACUCUCUGUAUGUCCUAGAAUAAGAAGCAAUGAUGUGCUGCUUCUGAUUUUUCUUGCAUUUUAAAUUCUCAGCCAACCUACAGCCAUGAUCUUUAGCACAGUGAUAUCACCAUGACUUCACAGACAUGGUCUAGAAUCUGUACCCUUACCCAAAUAUGAAGAAUAAAAUUGAUUAAAGGUU
Molecule: messenger RNA, 3960 nt
Organism: Gorilla gorilla gorilla (western lowland gorilla)
Lineage: Eukaryota; Metazoa; Chordata; Mammalia; Primates; Hominidae
Gene: ARL6IP5
Product: ARF like GTPase 6 interacting protein 5
Exons: 3
Coding region: 1971-2537 (188 amino acids)
Biological process (GO): negative regulation of transport
Cellular component (GO): membrane
Source: RefSeq, a predicted model, not a curated record